AUGCUCAAGCUUCUGCUCGCCACGACCGAGCCGAGCCCUUUGCGACUCGAAGACCGGCGCCAGCGACAGCUCCAGUUCCUUCGUGGCCAGGCUUUGGAUGCACGUGAUUUUGAGACCGCACUUCAGCAGCUGGUGCUGGGUUACGUGCAAGGGCGCAGUGAUGUACUCGCAUUGGAGCUUUACUUGGAGCUCGCCACCAAACGUCGGCCGCCACAAUUGGCUCCCGAGGCCGGAACAAUCCUGGUCAAUGCGGCCAGUGAGCGCUACUGCCGAGUGGCUACCGCCUUGUGCAAGGCGCAUACUCUUCAACAACAAACGCGGGGCUGGGCAUUGCUGCUCACUCUUUUAGCCACUUUUCGGCCCGAGGUUCCCCGUUCGCUGGUCGAACAACUUCAAGAUGCCUUUCGGCAGCUCGAGCUAUCGGAGGCGGGGCCCUGGACCUUGUUAUCAUCAGCCAUAUCGUUGCAUCCAGUUCUCUUCGAGAGCAGUCAUGUUGCGCAGCAGCUGGAGCAGCGGCUUGCUCUCUUGGGACGCACACACGCCGAUGCCCGGCACACCGAUCCAAGUUUUGUCACUGAAGUUGAGCUCGCUGCUGCGGCCAUCACCAACCUGCAUCGGGCCCAGGGUAGCUUAGUGCCCUUUUUCGCCCGGGUAUUCAGCUCUCUGCGAGAUUGCGUACCUGGACUCUCCUGGGCAGCCACGAUGCGCCGCAUGCCGCAAGACACGGUGCAAGUGCUCUGCAGCCAGUUGCAGCAGCUUUCUCAAGAGGAAUUCCGGCACACGCUGAUCGAAUCUCGACAUCGCCUGCCUGGGCUGGCCAUCUACCUUGCCAUUCCUGAAUGCAGCCUCGCUGUUUCGUCGGUUAUGGCCACCAUGGUGUUUGGACUUGUUGGAGACGAAUUUGUGAUGAGCCAACUUCUUCUGGCUCUCGAGUCCAUGCAAGAAACCGGCCACAACUUCACAGCCGUGGAAGAGGAGAGUUGGCCUGGACCAUGGAACAAUGCUGUCCAGAUCGGCCCCACACGCCGCGUGGGAGCUGGGGCCGUGGCCUAUGUGCCCCGAGCGAGUCAAGCCCCGGCUUUACGCAACCUGGGCAAUACAUGCUAUAUGAACGCAGUGCUACAGCUCUUGGCGCUCAUUCUACCCAGCACGCUGACUGGAGAAGGGCGGUUAGCGCAAGCCGACCUGGUGGAAGACUACUUCUGCGAUCAAUGUCAUGCCAAGCGCACUGCCUCUGCGCAGACUGGCAGCCGCAAGCUCAUGACCCAAGUGCAAGUGCCUGAGCAAGUUGACAUUGGUAGCCAGACCUAUGGCUAUCGCGGUGCAGUGAUCCAUCUGGGAGAGCACGCCUCAACCGGGCAUUACAUUGCCCACACUGCCAUUAUGGCACAUCUCUUUGACUUUGAUACACUGGUGACGAGCGGGCCACGACCGACCACGUCGGUGGCACCCCCACCAAAUGGCGGCAAGCGCAAGGCAUCCAAGAGUGACGUGUCUUUGAGUGUUCCGAAUCCCGCAGAGGCGCCGGCUCCCAAGCGUGAGCACCUGGCCAAAAGCACACGGGGCCGGGGUCCGGGUCGUGGACGCGGGCGCCAUGUGGAGGUGGUCAAGGGCAACAUCGAGGCUCGGCAAGCAGACCUGGUGGCCCUGCAGCAACGGCAGCUGGCCAGACGCGAAAAGUGGGAAGAGCGACAAUCUGCAGAGAGCGUGCGACAACGCGACCCCAUCACAGUCAAAAAGGGCCCGGUAACUUGGACAUUUCCCCUCCAACCCUGGCGGGGUGGGUAUGGCGGUCAAGGGUUUGCGCGGGCUUCCUGCUUCUUCAACUGUCGUGACAAGGGUUAUCUGGAGGAGUUUACCAAGGUCUGGGACGAGUACAUCCCCAAUUAUCACGGCCUGGCUUUCCAAAAGGCCCGACGUCGUGAGAUGCAGCAGCAAAUGGUCUGGAAGCAGCAGCAGGAGGAACACACGCCGAGCCCAUCUGCCCCCAAACGCAAAGGCCAAACGGUCUUCAAGACGAAAAAUAAAGGCCGGACCAAGAAGGCCGCUGUUACCUACAGUUUAUUAACCCCAACUUGUGAGCCAAAGGAAAGGAAAAGUUGGUUGGCCGUCGUCAUGCCGCCACCCAAAAAGGGUGCAGCCAAGGAUAGCAAGAAGGUUGGGUAUCGCUCUCGACUUGAGGCUGCCAAUGAGGACCCAAUUCCGAGUGUGGAGCUGGUCACCCGGGAAGCGUAUCGCCAAGCCCAACCGUUCAAACAUUUAGUCUUGGAUGGUCAAAACCUGACCAAUCCUGACGGCACCUCACGGUUGUUUGUUACGCUCGAUGAAACGGGCUAUCCCUUCCUGACCGAGCUGUUCUUCUGGAAUCUCACUCUCUCCGACGAUGACAUGCGGGCCAUCUCCUACUUCUUCCGUGCCAAGGCCACGGUUACCAAACUUGAGUUCCUCAACUGCAAGGCCUCGCCUGAUGGCUGGGACGAACUCGGCGAGAGCCUGGGUGUCAAUCCUGCGGUUCAAUCGCUGAGUUGCUCGUUCUGUCCAAUGACUACGGACGGUGUGCGUCGGCUCUUGUUACGGCUGUGUCAUUCUCGAGUGCUCCGCCACCUUGCACUCAAACGGUGCGGACUGGAAGGUCCUGUGGGCGAGUUUUUGCGAGACUUUAUCUGUCGGACCACCUUGGAGGAGGUAGUUUUGGAUGGAAAUCCUUUGGGUCUUGAGGGCUUUCGUUUGCUGACGCCGGUUCUUGAGUUUUGCGAGACGCUGUCCUCCUUGUCUUUGGACGAGUGUUCAAUUGACCUGGUUGACACCCAGGAUGAACAACUCCUCAACGCCGUGCUGGAGAGCUUGGGCGUGCAUCUCGGCGCGUGUGCUUGCUUGGGCACGCUCAUCAUGACCAACAACACGAUGAGCGAUCGCGCUGCUACUGCAUUUCGCGAUGCCCUGAGGGUGCGCAAGAAAGCAGGUUUGCGGGCCAUGAAGGUGAAGCUUGGACCUCGCAUCAACCGUGAUCUCCUCAAAGAAAUCCAAGCUUUUGGAAAAUCAGGUGCCAAGAAGGUGGCCAAGAAAAAGGGUACCAAGAAGAAGAAAAAAUAGUGUUUGAUCGUGUGCCAGCUUUUUCGUCGCGGGCUCACCGUUUGAUGGGUGGGCCGAGCUUUGGACACCUCUUUAAGCGAUUCUCGUUCAUGUACUUGGAGUAUGGAGUAGCAUGAUGACUUUUGAUUAGGUUCUUCAGUUUCCCCUUUUGGCGCUUUGUUGCCCAUAUAAAGCCAAUCGAUUUCAUAACCAGC
This is a messenger RNA of Monosiga brevicollis MX1, 3287 nucleotides long. RefSeq lists its product as uncharacterized. The transcript has 25 exons. Lineage: Eukaryota; Choanoflagellata; Craspedida; Salpingoecidae. Bases 1 to 3093 code for a protein of 1030 amino acids. The record is from RefSeq and is a predicted model, not a curated record.